AUGGGUGCUUUCAGGAGGUGGCUAGAUGACUUUAAGCCCGCUGAUCGGGGGAUUGGGAAAGAAGUAAAUUAUGUUGGAGAAUUCUCCUCCGAGGAUCACAAGCACUUGGAUACCAAAGAAGCCUUGGGAAAGGAUGAAUACACAAAUACUACAGUCGCGGUGAAAACCGAAGAUGGCGGCGUUGCUUUGAUACCUGAAGAAACGGGACUCAAGCGCAAUCUUAGCGGACGUCAUAUCCAACUCAUUGCCCUAGGAGGGAGCAUAGGAACGGGUCUUUUCAUUGGUUCCGGCCAAAACCUUGCUACGGGUGGACCUGGUUCGCUAAUGCUUGGUUUCAUCAUUGUUGCCGUUUGCGUGAUUCUUACUAUGCUUUCAUUGGGUGAACUCGCUGCUGUUCUUCCUGUGUCUGGCUCAUUUUGCACAUAUUCUGUCAGGUUUCUCGACCCAUCUUGGGGCUUUGCUAUGGGUUGGAACUACUGGCUUCAAUGGCUCGCUGCCUUUCCUUUGGAGGCUACUGCAGUCACAAUUGUUAUAUCAUUUUGGGAUAAAGACGAAACUGUGCCUCGAGGCGUCUGGGUAGCAAUCUACUUGGUUCUUAUGAUGUCGAUCCAUCUCAUUGGUGUCCGCGGCUACGGUGAAUUUGAAUUCUUGGCUGCAUUAAUCAAGAUUCUUGGCUGUCUUGGCUUUAUAAUUGCUUGCAUCGUCAUUGAUGUAGGCGGAAGUCCUCGAGGUGAAUAUCUAGGCGCACACUCAUGGCACCAUCCUCCUCCUUUCUUGAACGGAUUUAAAGGAUUCUGUUCUGUUUUUAUUACUGCUGCAUUUGCAUACUCAGGCACAGAAAUUGUGGGAAUCGCUGCAGCAGAAUCUUCCAACCCUCGUAAAUAUAUACCCCGCGCAACAAAGCAAGUGGUUGGUCGUGUUCUGCUCUUUUAUAUUGUUUCUAUUCUUAUGAUCACUUUUAUUGUUCCCUCUGAUACCAAAAGUCUUAUGGGAGACAGCAAUGACCCUAGCAGUUCCCCCUUUGUGAUUGCACUGCAACAAGGCCAAAUCCAUGCUCUCCCUCAAAUUUUUAAUGCCAUUAUUUUGAUUUCUGCGUUGUCGGUCGGAAAUGCAUCUGUCUAUGGCGGAAGCAGGACGCUGCUUUCUCUCGCUGAGCUCGGUAUGGCCCCCAAAAUUUUCACAUAUGUUGAUCGUAAAGGGCGACCACUCCCUGCCAUGUUCGUUAGCUUCCUUUUUGGUUUAUUGGGCUUCCUGAUCUACGCCUCGGAUCCAAACACUAUUUUUGACUGGCUGCUGAGUAUUUCUGGUCUCUCCGUGAUAUUUUCUUGGGGAUCGACAUGUCUUGCUCACAUUCGUUUCAGGAAAGCCUGGCUUCUUCAAGGAAACUCCCUGGCUCAAUUGCCUUAUAAGUCACCAUGUGGCAUUAUUGGUGCUAUUCUCGGUCUUUUCUUGAAUAUCUUGAUUAUCGCUGCUGCCUUCUACAGUGGAGCAUGGCCUAUUGGCGAGGGCAAUAUGACUGGUAAUGAUCGUGCUAACUCCUUCUUCGAGAGUAUGAUCUCACUUAUUAUUGUUCUUGUCGUCUUCGGUGUACACAAGCUAUAUACACGCAGUCGCGUUGUGCACAUGAACGAGAUCGACGUCCAAACCGGGCGAAGGGACCCAGUCUCAUUGGAAGUACUCGAGCAGGAACGCGCGGAGGAACGUGCGAAGCCAUUCAUCCUGAAGCUGAAAGAUUUCUUCUUCUAA
Messenger RNA from Malassezia restricta, 1746 nucleotides. Its product is annotated as amino acid transporter. Gene Ontology annotation, cellular component: membrane. The transcript has a single exon. NCBI's taxonomy places the organism in Eukaryota, Fungi, Basidiomycota, Malasseziomycetes, Malasseziales, Malasseziaceae. The record is from RefSeq and is a predicted model, not a curated record. Gene Ontology annotation, biological process: amino acid transmembrane transport. Gene Ontology annotation, molecular function: amino acid transmembrane transporter activity. Bases 1 to 1746 code for a protein of 581 amino acids.